Molecule: messenger RNA, 1809 nt
Organism: Acinonyx jubatus (cheetah)
Lineage: Eukaryota; Metazoa; Chordata; Mammalia; Carnivora; Felidae
Product: keratin-associated protein 10-7-like
Exons: 2
Coding region: 47-1519 (490 amino acids)
Cellular component (GO): keratin filament
Source: RefSeq, a predicted model, not a curated record
CCACACACACCCCCGUCCAGCUCGGCUCCCAGCACAAAACUCCAGCAUGGCUGACCCCUGCUGCUCUAGGACUUGUGUUAUUGCCGCGUCCACCCUGUCCGUCUGCUCCAGCGACCUGAGCUACGGCAGCCGCGUCUGCCUGCCCGGAUCCUCGGACUCCUGCCCCGACCCCUCCUGGCAGGUGGACGACUGCCCAGAGAGCUGCUGCGAGCCCCCGUGCUGCGCCCCCGCCCCCUGCCUGACCCUCCUGUGCGGCCCCUCCUCCCCCUGCCAGGGAGACUGCUGCACCCCUGCGUGCUGCAAGCCCGUCUGCUGCACCCCUGCGUGCUGCAAGCCCGUCUGCUGCACCCCUGUGUGCUGCAAGCCCGUCUGCUGCACCCCUGUGUGCUGCAAGCCCGUGUGCUGCACCCCUGUGUGCUGCGAGGACUCCCCCUGCACAACCUCUUCAUGCUGCCAGCCGUCCUGUUGCACCUCCUCCCCCUGCCAGGGAGACUGCCGCACCCCUGCGCGCUGCAAGCCCAUCUGCUGCACCCCUGCGUGCUGCAAGCCCGUCUGCUGCACCCCUGUCUGCUGCAAGCCCGUCUGCUGCACCCCUGUGUGCUGUAAGCCCGUCUGCUGCACCCCUGUCUGCUGCAAGCCCGUCUGCUGCACCCCUGUCUGCUGCAAGCCCGUCUGCUGCACCCCUGUCUGCUGCGAGGACUCCCCCUGCACAACCUCUUCAUGCUGCCAGCCGUCCUGCUGCACCUCCUCCCCCUGCCAGGGAGACUGCUGUACCCCUGCGUGCUGCAAGCCCUGCUGUACCCCUGUCUGCUGCGAGGACUCCCCCUGCUCAGCCCCCUCCUGCUGCCAGCCCAGCCCCUGCUGCAGACUCUCCUGCGUGUCCCUGCUCUGCCGCCUCAUGUGCAGGCCCUCCUGCUGCACCCCUGUGUGCUGCAAGCCCGUCUGCUGCACCCCUGUGUGCUGCGAGGACUCCCCCUGCUCAGCCCCCUCCUGCUGCCAGCCCAGCCCCUGCUGCAGACCCUCCUCCUGCGUGUCCUUGCUCUGCCGCCCCGUGUGCAGGCCCACCUGCUGCACCCCUGUCUGCUGCAAGCCCACCUGCUGCACCCCUGUCUGCUGCAAGCCCAUCUGCUGCACCCCUGUGUGCUGCAAGCCCGUCUGCUGCACCCAUGUCUGCUGCGAGGACUCCCCCUGCUCACCCCCCUCCUGCUGCCAGCCCAGCCCCUGCUGCAGACCCUCCUCCUGCGUGUCCCUGCUCUGCCGCCCCGUGUGCAGGCCCGCCUGCUGUGCCCCUGCCUCCUCCUGCUGCACCCCUGCCUCCCCCUGCCGGCCCAGCUGCUGCCGCCCGGCCUCCUGCGUGUCCCUGCUCUGCCGCCCCGUGUGCAGGCCCGCCUGCUGCGCCCCUGCCUCCUCCUGCCGGUCCAGCUGCUGCCGCCCUGCCUCCUGCGUGUCCCUGCUCUGCCGCCCCGUGUGCCCCCGCCCUGCCUGCUGUGGCCCUGCCUCGGGCCAGUUCUGCUGCUGAGCCUUCCUAGACAUCACCCAGGGUCCUCUCCGGGCAGGACGCUGACCUCAAGCCAGCUGUGCCCCCUGUGGCUUGCACAAGCGCCAGGGGAAGGAGAGCCCUCCUCCUGGCCUGGCCGCUUAUUCAGGGACCUGGGAUGCUCACCACAUCUGCCCUGACCCCAGUUGCACAAGGGCACCCAGCGGCACCAGCCCCAUGAGCUCUGGGGUGUUCCUUGUCCCCCAGCAGACCUGGCCCCACCCCAGCAGUGACAUCACCUCUGAGUCCUAAUAAAGCCUCCUCUGACUCGU